Messenger RNA from Camelus dromedarius (Arabian camel), 1336 nucleotides. RefSeq names its product gap junction protein beta 5 (gene GJB5). The transcript is spliced from 2 exons. Gene Ontology annotation, cellular component: connexin complex. Lineage: Eukaryota; Metazoa; Chordata; Mammalia; Artiodactyla; Camelidae. The record is from RefSeq and is a predicted model, not a curated record. The coding region runs from base 178 to 999 and encodes 273 amino acids. Gene Ontology annotation, biological process: cell-cell signaling. Gene Ontology annotation, molecular function: gap junction channel activity.
AUCCAGGGCCGACGGCACACCCAGGCUGCCUGCCGAAAUCUGCAAUCUCUGUCCCUAGAAACAGGCUUCCCUAAACACUCUUCCUGGUUCUGACAUGAGUUCCGGCUGCCUGCUGAGUUCGACCACCAGCGGCCAGGAGGAGUAGCCACUCAGUAGCAGCCGACGCCUGGGGCCACCAUGAACUGGGGGAUCUUCGAGGGGCUCCUGAGCGGAGUCAACAAGUACGCCACCGCCUUCGGGCGCGUCUGGCUGUCCCUGGUCUUCAUCUUCCGUGUGCUGGUGUACCUGGUGACCGCCGAGCGCGUGUGGAGCGACGACCACAAAGACUUCAACUGUGACACCCGCCAGCCAGGCUGCUCCAAUGUCUGCUUUGACGAGUUCUUCCCCGUGACCCACGUGCGCCUCUGGGCCCUGCAGCUCAUCCUGGUCACGUGCCCCUCGCUGCUCGUGGUCAUGCACGUGGCCUACCGCGAGGCUCGGGAGAAGAAGCACCAAGAGGCGGCGGGGAAGGACGGUGGGCGCCUCUACCUAAACCCCGGAAAGAAGAGGGGUGGGCUCUGGUGGACGUACGUCUUCAGCCUGGUGUUCAAGGCUGGUGUGGAUGCCGCCUUCCUCUACGUGUUCCAUUUGUUCUACCCCAAAUACACCCUCCCUCGGGUGGUCAAGUGCCACGCGGCUCCGUGUCCCAACACGGUGGACUGCUUCAUCUCCAAGCCCACGGAGAAAAACAUCUUCACUCUCUUCAUGGUAAUCACGGCUGCCAUCUGCAUCCUGCUCAACCUGGUGGAGCUGGCCUACCUGGUAAGCAAGAGGUGCCGUGAGUGCCUGGUGGCCAGGAGAGCCCGGGCCAGGCAUGUGGGCCGCCACCGGGACUGGGCCGCCUCUUCCUGCAAACCAGACGACCUCCUCUCUGGAGACCUCAUCUUUCUGGGCUCCGACACUCCCCCUCCUCUCUUACUGGACCACCCUCAAGACUACGUGAAGAAAACCAAUGUGUGAGGGGCUGCCUGGUCCCGUCUGGGUUGGAAGGACCCGGCACCUCUCAGAGAUGCAGCCUUGGGGGUGGGGGUGCUAAGCUGUGAGGGGUGGGGGGCAGGCAAGAGGGAGGGACAGAUGACCUGGGGUCAAGUCCCUAUUCCCCAGCUCCUGCCACAGCCCAGCUGGGUGCUUGGACAAGGUACCCCUCAGAGCUGAACCUCAGUUUCCUUUUGUGUGAAACAGAGAUGAGAAGGCCCACCUCCCAGGGUUGUCGCAGUGAAGAGGGGUUUAAUAAGAGAGAAUAACAUGCCUUCGGUGUGUGGGGCCCACAGUCAGGGCUUAAUAAAAGUCAGCGCAU